UGGACUCCAGGAUGUCGCUCCUCACCAUGCCCUUCCACCAGCGGAGGCACAGGCACUUCGACCAGUCCUACCGCAACAUCCAGACGCGCUACCUUCUGGAUGAAUACACAGCGAAAAGGCGGGCUUCCACCCAGUCGUCCUCCCAGAAGUCCUCCUCGGGGGCGUGGUCCUCCCAGAGAGCCUCCCCACUGCUGCCGCUGGGGGGCGCCACCUGCAGGGUCUGCAAGAAGCGGCUGGACACCUCCUGGGCGGGGGAGGAGCCGGAGAAGCCAGAGGAGCCGGAGGAGAGGGGCAGGUUCCGGUCGGCGGCGGCGGCCUACGGCGAGGCCAAGCGGCGGCGCUUCCUGGGCGAGCUGGCCCGCAUGGAGGACAGCGUGCACCUGGCGCGCGCCCAGGCCCGGGACAAGCUGGACCAGUACAGCUUCCAGCGGCUGGUGGAGGACGCGGGCUCCUGGGACCGGCGCGUGUCGGACAUGGCCAUGCGCAGGGCCCCCGAGAUCCUGGUGGGCCUGCGCGCGCACACGGUGUGGGAGCGGAUGUCCGUGACGCUCUGCUUCACCGUGCAGGGCUUCCCCACGCCCGUGGUGCAGUGGUACAAAGACGGCAGCCUCAUCUGCCAGGCGGGGGAGCCGGGCCGGUACCGCAUCGACAGCAAGUACGGGGUGCACACGCUGGAGAUCAACAGGGCGAGCUUCGACGACACCGCGACCUACUCGGCAGUGGCCACCAACGCGCACGGCCAGGUGUCCACUAGUGCGGCGGUGGUGGUGAGAAGGUUCCAUGGGGACGAGGACCCGCUCCACUCCGUGGGACUCCCCAUCACGUUGCCGCUGUCUUCUGUGGUUCCCCACACCCACUUCGACGUCCAGUUUCUGGAGAAGUUCGGGGUCACCUUCCGCAGGGAAGGCGAGACGGUCACCCUCAAGUGCAAGCUGCUGGUGACGCCGGAUCUGAAGCGGGUGCGGCCGCGGGCCGAGUGGUACCGGGACGACGUGCUGCUGCGGGAGUCCAAGUGGACCAGCAUGUUCUUCGGGGAGGGCCAGGCCUCGCUGAGCUUCAGCCACCUGCACAAGGACGACGAGGGCCUGUACACGCUGCGCAUCGAGUCCCGGGGCGGCGUCAGCGAGCACAGCGCCUUCCUCUUCGUGAGAGACGCUGACCCGCUGGUCACAGGCGCCCCCGGCGCCCCCAUGGACCUGCAGUGUCUUGACGCCAACCGGGACUACGUCAUCGUGGCCUGGAAGCCGCCCAACACCACCAGCCAGAGCCCGGUCAUCGGCUACUUCGUCGACCGCUGCGAGGUAGGGACUGACAACUGGGUGCAGUGCAACGACGCCCCGGUGAAAGUCUGCAAGUACCCUGUGACUGGGCUCUGUGAAGGCCGUUCCUACCUGUUCCGAGUGCGGGCGGUCAACAGUGCGGGCGUCAGCAGGCCCUCCAGAGCCUCGGGGGCUGUGGCCGCCCUGGACCCCGCCGACCUCAGACGGCUGCAAGCGGUCCAUCUGGAGGGGGACAAAGACAUCGUCAUCUAUGAGGAUGAGCUGGAAGGCGACGUGCAGAUCCCAGGUCCUCCCACCAACGUGCACGCCUCAGAAACCAGCCAAACCUACGUGGUCCUGAGCUGGGAGCCCCCGGUCCCCCGGGGCAAGGAGUCCUUGACGUAUUUCAUCGAGAAGUCGGUGGUGGGCAGCGGCAGCUGGCAGCGGGUCAACCCCAAGACGGCCGUGCGCUCGCCCCGCUACGCCGUCUUCGACCUGGCCGAGGGGAAGCCCUACGUAUUCCGGGUCCUGUGUGCUAACAAGCAUGGCCUGAGCGAGCCCUCGGAGGUCACGGCCCCCAUCCAGGUGCAGGACGCCAUGGCCGUCCCCUCUGCCCCUGGCCGGGUGCUGGCCUCGAGGAACACCAAGACCUCAGUGGUGGUGCAGUGGGACCGGCCCAAGCAGGAGGGUGACCUGCUGGGCUACUAUGUGGACUGCUGCAUGGCGGGGGGCAGCCUCUGGGAGCCCUGCAACCACAAGCCCAUCGGCUACAACAGGUUCGUGGUGCAUGGCCUGACCCCCGGGGAGCAGUACAUCUUCCGUGUGAAGGCUGUGAACGCCGUGGGCUCCAGCGAGAACUCCCAGGAGUCGGAGCCCAUCAGGGUGCAAGCCCCCCUCACUGUGCCGUCGCCCCCCUAUGGGAUCACGCUCCUCAGCUGCGACGGCCAGUCCAUGACCCUGGGCUGGAAGGUACCCAAGUUCAGCGGCGGCGCGGCCAUCCUUGGCUACUACCUGGACCAGCGCGAGGCCCUACAGGACCGCUGGCAUGAGGUCAACCCGGCGCCGGUCAGCGAGUGCAUCCUCACGGUGGGGGGCCUGGCCGAAGGCUCACAGUAUGAGUUCAGGAUUGCAGCCGCCAACAUGGCGGGCAUUGGGCAGCCCUCGGAGCCCAGCGAGGCCUUCAGGUGUGAGGCCUGGACAGCACCGGAACCAGGUCCCGCCUACGACUUGACCUUCUGUGAGGUCAGGGACUCCUCUCUGGUCCUGCUCUGGAAAGCCCCCAUCUACGCGGGCAGCAGCCCUGUCUCCGGCUACUUCGUGGACUACAAGGAGGAGGGCUCGGGAGAGUGGCUGACCGCGACCCCGGCGCCAACAGCCAGUCGCUACUUGAAGGUCAGCGACCUGCGCCAGGGCGGCACCUAUGUCUUCCGCGUGCGGGCGGUGAACGCCAGUGGGGAGGGCAGGCCCUCAGACACGUCGGAGCCAGUGCUGGUGGAGGCCAGGCCAGGGACCAAGGAGAUCAGCGCGGGUGUGGACGAGGAGGGCAACAUCUUCCUGGCCUUCGACUGCCCUGAGAUGACAGACGCCUCCCACUUCACCUGGUGCAAGUCCUACGAGGAGCUGAACCCCGAGGACCAGAGGCUCCGCGUGGAGACCGUGGGGGACCACUCCAAGCUGUACCUGCAGGACCCCGACAAGGAGGCGCUGGGGACCUACUCCGUGUCGGUGAGCGACACAGACGGCGUGUCCUCCAGCUUCGUCCUGGACGCCACGGAGCUGGAGCGUUUGAUGGCGCUGAGCAAUGAGAUCAAAAACCCCACCAUCCCCCUGAAGUCCGAGCUGGCCUAUGAGGUCCUGGAGCAUGGGCAGGUGCGCUUCUGGCUGCAGGCCGAGCACUUGUCCCCGGACGCCAGCUUCCGCUUCGUUGUCAACGACAGGGAGGUCUCUGAUGGCGAGACAUACAGAAUCAAGUGUGACAAGGCCAGCGGGCUGAUCGAGAUGACCAUGGACCGCUUCACCAUCGACAACGAGGGCACCUACACCGUGCAGGUCCAGGACGGGAAGGCCAAGAGCCAGUCCUCACUGGUCCUCAUCGGCGACGCGUUCAAGGCUGUCCUGGACGAGGCCGAGUUUCAGAGAAAAGAAUUCCUCAGGAAGCAGGGCCCCCACUUCUCCGAGUACCUGCACUGGGACGUGACGCCCGACUGCGAGGUCCGGCUCGUCUGCAGGGCCGCAAACACCAAGAAGGACACCGUCUUCAAGUGGCUGAAGGACGACGUCCUGUACGAGACUGACAGGAUGCCCGACCUCGACAAGGGGCUGUGCGAGCUGCUGAUCCCCAAGUUGUCACGGAAGGACCAUGGCGAGUACAAGGCGACCUUGAAAGACGAGAGGGGGCAGGACGCCACCGUCCUGGAGAUCGCCGGCAAAGUGUACGAGGACAUGAUCUCGGCCCUCAGCAAGAUCUGCGGGGAGUCGGCCUCUCCCCUGAAGAUCCUGUGCACCCCAGAGGGGAUCCGGCUCCAGUGCUGCAUGAAGUAUUUCACGGAGGACAUGAGAGUGAACUGGUAUCACAAAGAUGCCAAGGUGGCAUCUAGCGAGCACCUGCGGGCGGGCGGCAGCGAGGAGAUGGCCUGGCUGCAGAUCUGCGAGCCCACUGAGAAGGACAAAGGCAAGUACACGUUUGAGAUCUCCGAUGGCAAAGACAACCACCAGCGCUCGCUCGACCUGUCCGGACAAGCUUUCGACGAAGCCUUGGCGGAGUUCCAGCAGCUCAAGACGGCUGCUUUUGCAGAGAAAAAUCGUGGCAAGGUGGUUGGUGGGUUGCCCGACGUGGUGACGAUCAUGGAAGGCAAGACCCUGAAUCUCACCUGCACUGUGUGCGGGAGCCCUGACCCCGAGGUGCUGUGGUUCAAGAACGACCAGGACAUUGAGCUGAGCGAGCACUUCGCCAUGAAGGUGGAGCAGGCCAAGCACGCGAGCCUGACCAUCUCGGGCGUGACAGCCGAGGACUCCGGCAAGUACACCAUCCACGUCAAGAACAAGUACGGCGGCGAGAAGAUCGACGUCACGGUCAGCGUGUACAAGCAUGGCGAGCGCAUGCCCGACGCCAUGCCCGCGCAGCCUGCCAAGCCCAGGCUCAUCCCCGCAUCCGCCUCCGCCGGGGAGUGA
Talpa occidentalis (Iberian mole) is the source of this 4430-nucleotide messenger RNA. RefSeq names its product myomesin 2 (gene MYOM2). Gene Ontology annotation, molecular function: protein binding. The transcript is spliced from 36 exons. Bases 12 to 4430 code for a protein of 1472 amino acids. The record is from RefSeq and is a predicted model, not a curated record. NCBI's taxonomy places the organism in Eukaryota, Metazoa, Chordata, Mammalia, Eulipotyphla, Talpidae.